Suillus clintonianus is the source of this 1035-nucleotide messenger RNA. RefSeq lists its product as uncharacterized. The transcript is spliced from 8 exons. The record is from RefSeq and is a predicted model, not a curated record. Lineage: Eukaryota; Fungi; Basidiomycota; Agaricomycetes; Boletales; Suillaceae. Gene Ontology annotation, molecular function: dioxygenase activity. Bases 1 to 1035 code for a protein of 344 amino acids.
AUGCCUGGAACUACUCUCCCCCCAUUCCCGGACAAUGUUCGAACCCAUCCGCUAUUGAUCAUUGAUCACGAGCUCAUCAAGGCUGGCGACAAGGAGGAAAUUGAUCGAUUGUGGGAGGCCGCGACAACGCUUGGAUUCUGGUAUUUAAAGAAUCAUGGCUCAGAUCAAGAAGUCAGCGACAUGUUUGAUAUGGGUGCCGAGACGCUGUCAUUACCCCUCGAAGAACGUAUGAAGUUCGAGCAAGGAGACGAUGGUCAAUCUUUUGGUGUAUGCAAAUUUGUGGACAACAUUGAAUUCAUCAAUGUUUCUAAAAACGAUGCACUCGCGUAUCCAGAGGUCGUUCACCUCACCUAUCCUUCGACCAUAAACGCUCGCAUGAAAAACACGGUUGUGCCAUUUGUCCGCAAGUCUCUUGAUGUGACAUUUGUCAUGUUGAGUGUAUUUAACGAUAAGCUUGGACUGCCGGAAGGGACUUUGGAGAGCCUGCAUACCGUGGAUGGCAUCAGUACUUGUGAGGCUAGAUGCACUCGCACCCCUGCUCUGCAGGCCAAGUCAGCAAUGGAAAGGCCUGUGCUAGCUGCUCAUUCUGAUUUCGGCAGUCUGACCUUCUUGCACAAUCGGCUUGGUGGACUCCAAGUGAUGCCCCCUGGUCAUGACGAGUGGUUCUACAUUCGACCCAUCCCUGGACAUGCUAUUUGCAAUGUUGCGGAUGCGCUGGCUCUUUUCAGCGGAGGCAUCUUGCAAUCCAACAUCCAUCGCGUUGUUCCACCUCCCGGUAUACAGGCUGAACAUGAACGGUGGUCCCUGGGUUACUUUACCCGUCCGACCAGCUCGAUAAUUCUUCGGGCUCUUGUUGAAUCCAGUCCCAUUAUCGCGGACGCUGUGAAGAGGCAACCUGAAAGAAACUUUGAGAGCGGUUCCACUGCUGCCCAGUGGCUCACGAGAAGAGUCAAGAAUCAGAGAAUUAAUAACAGAAAGGGACCAGAUACGUGGGCUGCGAGCCGUGGCACCGAGCACACUCCAACAGCGGCCUAG